This is a messenger RNA of Amphiprion ocellaris (clown anemonefish), 10454 nucleotides long. It is a transcript of the gene col4a4, whose product is annotated as collagen, type IV, alpha 4. NCBI's taxonomy places the organism in Eukaryota, Metazoa, Chordata, Actinopteri, Pomacentridae. Gene Ontology annotation, cellular component: collagen trimer; basement membrane. Bases 220 to 5238 code for a protein of 1672 amino acids. The record is from RefSeq and is a predicted model, not a curated record. The transcript has 47 exons. Gene Ontology annotation, molecular function: extracellular matrix structural constituent.
UUACGGCAGCUCCGGUGUUCGCAGAAGCAGCAGCGGCUCCCGGUCGCCGGUAAAAGUCGAACUUUUUCCCGUCUGCGCGAGCGCCUCUCUGACAUGAGAACCGCGUGAAGCUUCGGACCGAGCGCGAGACCUUCAGGACCACCGCCAGCCUCGGAGCAUCCUCAUUGGCUGAGCAGCGGCUGGAGGCGUGGUCAGAGCAACAGUGGGUGGGACUCCAAGAUGCUGCGGCCUGUCGGCUCCGCCCCCUUCAGCUUCAUCUGGCACUGGUGUCUCCUGUGGAUUCUCACGAUUCCUCCAGCAGUUCUCGGGGGCGACCUGACGGAGCCGUGUGGUGGGCGGGACUGUACCACCUGUCAAUGUUUCCCAGCCAAAGGAGCGAGGGGAUCUCCAGGUGCUCUGGGUCCACAGGGUCCUCAGGGGCCCCCAGGCUUCCCGGGCCCUCGGGGGCCUCCAGGAGAGAAGGGCCAUAGAGGAGACGAGGGGCCGACUGGAGCUCCAGGACUGAAAGGUGACAUGGGAAUUGUUGGCAUCGGUGGUUUUCCAGGAUUAGAGGGAGUUCCGGGGCACCCAGGACCUGCUGGAGGUCCCGGUUUUCCAGGUCUGGAUGGAUGUAACGGAACCACAGGGGACCGAGGACAGACUGGACUUCCUGGAGAACAAGGACCCCCUGGAGAACCGGGCUUUCCAGGACUGAAGGGAUUUCCAGGAGAUCCAUCUGUCUACUUUAUACAGUUCCCUGGAGUAACUGGAGACAUCGGGCCCAGUGGACUUCCUGGCCUGCCGGGUGAAUUGGGACCCCCUGGUCCAAAUGGAGCUCCAGGUCCUGUAGGACUGGACGGAACCAAUGGAAUCCCUGGUCAGCCUGGUUCUAGAGGUCCACCUGGAGAAAAAGGUCGAUCUCUGCCUGGACAGAAAGGAGACGAGGGGGAUCAGGGCCUCCAGGGGCCUCCGGGGCCGUUCGAGUACGUCGACCCUCCAGAAGACCUGUACAUCAAAGGAGAACAGGGCCCACGAGGAAUUAAAGGAGCCUGUGGAGUUCAGGGAUUGCCGGGUUUGGAUGCGCUCCCGGGGAUCAAAGGAGAGAAGGGGAUCGUGGGGUUUCCCGGACCCAGGGGGUUCUCUGGGGAACCUGGUCUAACCGGAGAUAAAGGAUUCAAGGGCAUACGAGGAAGUCCAGGACUUCCAGGUCUGAUUGGACAAGAAGGUCCGAAGGGCGUGAUGGGAGAUCCAGGUCCUAAAGGCCUCCCUCAGCAUGCAGACAUCACACACAAAGGAACCCUCGGAGAACCCGGGGCCUCCGGACUGAGCGGCCCUCCAGGGGACAUCGGACCAAUGGGAACACAUGGACCCAAAGGAGUCGUUGGCAGAUCAAUACCUGGACUGCCAGGUGUUCUGGGUGAGACAGGGGUUCGAGGAGACAAAGGAGACAAAGGAGAUCCAGGUCAGAUGUUUCAAGACGAACUCUCACCCGGAGAACCUGGAAAACCAGGACGGCCUGGACUCAGGGGCCUCAAAGGAGAGCCGGGUAUUCCAGGUAGUUACUGUCUUCCUGGAGCCCCGGGACAGACUGGAGAUCCAGGUCUGCCGGGGGCCCCGGGGGUCCAAGGCUUCGCAGGGUUUAAAGGAAGAAGUGGUGACUGUUCUUGUGGCCCUCCAGUUGUUCUGAGGGGCCCUCCAGGCCCAGUGGGUGACUUGGGGUCUCCGGGGUCACCAGGGGUCCCAGGGGCCCCAGGCAUAAGAGGAGAGAAAGGUUUACCUGGAGACAGAGGAGAGAGCGGUGAACAGGGUCCAGCUGGGUUUCCAGGGGUUAAAGGGUUUAAAGGGCAGAAGGGAGAUUUUACUGUGGUGGAUUUUAAAGGUGAGAAGGGAAACAUGGGCCAGCCAGGGUCUGCAGGCAGACAAGGAUUCUCAGGGAGACGAGGACCCGACGGGGAUCCAGGGGCCCCUGGAAACCCCGGCCCCCAGGGUGACACUUUCAGCAGCUCUCCCGGAGAAAGAGGCCUCCCAGGAUUUUCAGGAUCAAAGGGGUUAUUAGGGCCUUCGGGUCCCCCUGGAGCUGGUGUAGUCGGAGCGGUGGGGGAGCGUGGGGCUUCUGGGGAUCCCGGACCUGCAGGAUUCCCAGGACUCCCGGGGCUGAAGGGAGUUAAAGGUGAUACUCUGCCUUGUGCACCCCGAAACCCCGGAGCCCCCGGAGAGAAAGGAGAUGCUGGAACUCCAGGUUACACCGGCUUCCCAGGACCUCCAGGUUUCCCUGGCAUCACGGGACCAGAUGGAGCUAAAGGAGACAAAGGACAGUAUGGAUUUCCUGGACCACCUGGACGUCAAGGACCUCAAGGUUCGGUUGGAGAUACGGGAGAAGAAGGACCUGAAGGCUUCAGUUAUGGUGGAGAAUCAGGUUCUCCAGGGCUCCCAGGAUCUCCUGGACUCAGAGGACCAGCUGGUGAAUCUGAUGUUGGGCCCUCAGGAGCCAUCGGGUUUCCAGGACCACAGGGCUCUCCAGGACCUAAAGGAGUCCCCGGUCCCCCCGGCAAUGAUGGACAAUCAGGUAUCUUGGGUCUGUCUGGGGGCCCCGGAGUGAAGGGCCAGAGAGGAGAUGAUGGGGCCCCAGGUAUACCUGGGCCGCCAGGACCCACACCUGACCAGUGUGAUGUAGGAAAACCUGGUUUAAUGGGUCUCUUAGGCCUUCAAGGACCCAUUGGACUCCCAGGUUUUCCAGGGGAAAAAGGUGAGAUCGGAGUCGAGGGUCCCCCUGGUGUAGGACCUCAAGGCCCUGUUGGUAAACCGGGGUCCUCAGGUUUCCCUGGGUACCCAGGACUUCAGGGCCCCUCCGGCUCCAGUGGAGACUCAGGGCUGCCGGGGCCCAGUGGUCAGAAAGGUCUGAUCGGACCACAGGGCCUCGAUGGAGGACCAGGAGCCCCAGGACUGCCUGGAGAGCCUGGAGCCCCAGGGAGGACCGGGGAGAGAGGACCCAGUGGACUAGAUGGAGCUCCAGGAUGUGAAGGGCCAAAAGGACAGAAAGGCUGUAAAGGGGCCCCGGGGCCUCCAGGACUGAUCAACUACAUCCCCAUCAAAGGGCCAAGGGGCCAACGAGGACCUCCAGGACAUGUCGGGUUCCCUGGACCACGAGGGUGUAAAGGUAUGCAAGGAGCUAGAGGUAAUCCAGGUUUUCCAGGGAUCAACGGUCUUUCAGGCAUUGUAGGACUUCCAGGACCCCCAGGACCACGUGGCAAAUCAGGACCACCUGGACCAUGUGGACGCAAAGGGCCUCCAGGACUCAUUGGCUUCCCCGGACAGACUGGAGAUCCGGGUAACCCGGGAUGUCCAGGGAAAUGUGGGCCACCUGGUCACCCAGGAUGUCCAGGACCCAAAGGUGACAAAGGAGCAUCUACUGGCUGUUCUGGUCCACCUGGAAACAAAGGGCCACCUGGACAUUUUGGGACUCCAGGAAUUCCUGGACCUCGAGGGGAUCCUGGAAUACCUGGUUUCAUUGGAGGUCCAGGACCGAAAGGAUGCAAAGGAGAUCCAGGCCUCCGUGGAGACCUAGGUGCCCCAGGUGUGUUGGGUCCUCCAGGUCCCAGAGGUCGGCCUGGUCUCCCAGGUCUGCCUGGUAAGCCGGGGGCUGAUGGUCCUCCAGGACCGCAGGGCAACCCAGGACUCCAAGGUCCUCCUGGACCACUCGGACUUCAUGGACUGGAUGGCCUGAAAGGGGUAAAGGGGGACAUGGGGACCAGAGGUCUGGGUGUGCCAGGUCCUCCCGGUUGCAAAGGUCUUCCAGGAGAUAAAGGUCCUCCUGGUCCUCCAGGUCCAUGUGGUACUUCUCAGCCUGGACCUCCAGGACCCAAAGGCCCCCAAGGACCUAAAGGACCUCCAGGUGGUUGUGGACCUCCUGGUAAACCUGGACUGAACUGUAAAGCUCCAGUCCCAGGGACCUGUGGAGAUCCUGGUUCUGCAGGCCCAGAUGGAGAAAAAGGGGGUCCUGGUCCUGUAGGGGAUCCGGGUUCAAAUCCUCCAGUUUGUGGGGAUGUUGGAGACAAUGGUGAUUCAGGGUGCCUGGGGCCAAAGGGACCACCAGGGUGUAAAGGGCUUCAAGGACUGCCAGGCAUUCCUGGAAACCCAGGAGUGAAAGGUAAUCCAGGUGAUCCAGGACUGAUGGGAGUUCCUGGUAAUCGUGGUCCUAAAGGUGUUCCCGGUUGCAAAGGGCCUCCAGGACCGAAAGGAACUUGUGGGCCACAAGGUCCAAAAGGGGAAAAGGGACGAGUCUUCCCCUGCCCCACAUACCCUCCUCCGCCACAGGGACCCCCGGGACCACCUGGAUACCCUGGUCGCCUGGGAGACCCCGGCCUACCAGGAGAAAUUGGCCAGAACGGGCCUAAAGGUAAAAAGGGGGGUCCUGGAUCUGUUGGACCCAUAGGCUCAGUGGGGCCCCCAGGUCCAGAUGGAGAGAGAGGAGACCCCGGCCUGCAAGGGGAGAAGGGAAUUGUGGGAGCGAAAGGUGACCGUGGUCCGAUCGGCGACCGUGGUCCUCCUGGACCAUCCAUGAACUUGAACUCGGGCUUCCUGUUGGUGAUGCACAGCCAAUCGAAGAGGGUUCCCAGGUGUCCGGAGAACAUGAGGGUGCUGUGGGAAGGUUACAGUCUUCUGUACCUGGAGGGGCAGGAGAAGGCUCACACUCAGGAUCUUGGUCAGGCAGGCUCGUGUAUGCGUGUCUUCUCCACCAUGCCCUUCUCCUCCUGCAACAUGGGAACCUGCUCGUAUGCCAGUCGCAAUGACAAAUCUUAUUGGCUGUCGACGAUGGCGGCGGUGCCCAGCAUACCCGUGGUUGGGCCAUCCAUCGAAGACCACAUCAGCCGCUGCGUGGUGUGCGAAGCCCCCUCCUCACCCGUUGCACUGCACAGCCAGACCUCCAACCAGCCACAGUGCCCACCCAGCUGGAGGAGCCUGUGGACUGGAUACUCCUUCCUCAUGCACACCGGUGCCGGCGACGAGGGCGGCGGCCAGUCUCUGACGUCAUCAGGCAGCUGUCUGACGGACUUCAGGGCCCAACCCUUCGUGGAGUGUCAGGGGCCGCGAGGAACCUGCCACUACUUCGCCAACAUCUACAGCUUCUGGCUGAAAAGCGUCGGGCCGAGCGCCGCCUCGUCCUCCUCCAGCUCGGCCAGCACAAUGACGGACAGCUCAGAGCAGAGGGAGAACAUCGGGAGGUGCAAUGUCUGCAUGAUGAUGGACGUGAGGGGGUGAGGAGGGAGGCCAUCACCUCGUCCUGCAGCAGGAGAGAGGAGGACCAGCACCUCCUCCUCCCUCACGAGGGUGCAAGGAGACGCUUCGCCUCCUUCUUCACGAGACGCUUUGCCUCCUUUUCCUUUGUGAGGGAGUGAGAAGACACUUUGCCUCCACCAAGGGGUCGGACGGUUUGUCUGAGAGGAGAGACUGUCAUGUUACAGAAUACCGCUGCCAAUCAGUAAGUCCACUGAUGAUCAAUCAGUCCUGAAAAUCAAUCAAUCACAGCAGCCAUUUCAUAAUUCUCCACUGUAAAAAAACAUUCUCAGAAUAAAUCCGCUUUCGACAAUUAUUUUAAACUCCUUCAGGGUUAAAACCAGAUUUCUCAGCAAGUAGCAUAUGUUUAGGUUUAACAUAUGAGGAAUAGUAUGCCAAAACAGUGUAAAUAAAAAUGACUCGUAUUUUGAAACCAAAAAAAAAAGUUUUAAAACAGAAGAAGACAGUUGUGCGACUAAACCUAUAACCACAAUUUGCAUCGUGUUUUGUCUUAAUAAAAAUAUAAGAUCUAGAAUAUAGAUUUUCUUUUUAAAACCAAAAAGAUUUUACCCUUUUUAAUUUAUUUUUCUGGCCCACAUUCAGUGUCAUUGCUAAACACGGUUGGAAGAUAUGUUUAUUAAUUCCAAAACAAAUGUAGCACUUUAAAUCUAACUUGUAAUUUUAAAUAUUUGUAGUUUAUGAAAUCAGCAUUUGUACGAUACAGACUUUAUUUUGGGUUAAUGACCAACCUGUUUCACAUGAAAACAAACUGCAGACAGCAGGAGGCGCUGCUGCACAGAAUAACACAAACUGAAAAUAUAUAGGACCAAGAACUGAACCCUGAGGAACCCCAUUAGUCAUUAUUGACUCUGUAAUGUUAGAAUCAACGAUUUUAGGCAGUUAUAGGUGAUCAAACUGGUGAGAAUGUGAAUUUUUUUAUUUUAUUUGUUAAAAUAAUCCAGAUCAGAUUAUUUUUCUGUUGCAUUUGAGCAAUUUAACUGUUCCCCUGCAGCUCAGAAACUGAUAUUGUUCAUCAGUCUUCCCCAACAGAGGUGCUGUUCUUAACUCAAAAUGUUAUUUUUUGGUAAUUUUAUACAAACUAAAAAACUAAAUAAGGUGAUGUAUUAUUUGUUCAUAACUUGUGAUAUGUGUGGUAUAAUUUGGCAAUUUUGUUACGUUCAUUUUAUUUAUUAUGAUUAUCACCGUUCAUCUCCUAAAUGUCAACUUUAAUUAGCUCCGUGUUCCUCACUUAACAGCUAUACAGUCAUCAAAAUGGAAAUUCCCUGUUUUCACGCUACAUUUUUACAUUUGGUGACUGGCUAACGUGACAUUCUCUCCUCAUCAGAGAACAACGAGGAACCGUUUAGACCGAUAUAGAACCGGAUACGAAGCCUCGGAGCGAUACGUUAUAAAGUCGCCGCCAUCUUACUCAGGGACACAUCGCACCAGUGCUGCUGCUGUCAGAUUCAUCAUUAAUGGAACAAUUAUGACUGUUAUGAAUCAUCAGCUUUACUGAUACAACUUAAAGACUACAGCUGCAUCAUCCAGUUUCAUAAAUAAUAAUAAAACAUGUUCACUAAGUAGCUAGGCUAGGCUAGGCUAAUGGUUACUACACUCAAGACUGUGGUCGCACUUAAAUUUAAAACAUACCAUAACAUAAUAUCAGACGCAGGACUGGACAGGCUACUCAGAAAGAAAGCUAAGCUAGCACCUGCUCUACAUUAAAUGAAGCUUCGCUAGUAAUGCCGCUACUUGUAGCAAUGCUGCUGCCCAAUACUGAAUACAUCUUAUAAAGGACAUUAAGCAGCUAAGCUAACAUUAACUACAGCAGACAAGACAUUGGAAAAGCUACUUGGAAGGUGAGCUAAACUAGCAGUGGCUCUACGUUGAAUGAAACGUUGCAAGAUGUUUGCAAGUAACGCCACUAAAGGUCACUAAAUAACUAAUCUAGGCUAAGGGUUACUGUAGCCGAGACUUUAGUCAUGCUUCAAACUUAACGUGCACUUAAAACACGUAAUGUAACAUCAUAUGCUAAGGUAAGGCAAGUGAGCUAAGCUAGCAGUUGCUCUACACUAAAUGAAAGUUGUGUGAACCCCACCUAUAGCACUUCUUGAUCAAUAAAGAAGGUUUACCACCACGCUACUGAGAAUGUGGUUAAACUAGUAGCGACACUACUGUCCACCAUUGAAUAAGUCAUACAGCUUGUUAAGCUGUAGCUAUGCUAGGCUAACAUUCACUACACCCAAAACUGUAACCACAGUUCAAGCUUAAAACAUAGUGUAAUACAAUAUCAUACGCAAUAUUGGGCAAGCUAGCUAAUUAAGUAGCCAGGCUAGGCUAGGCUAAAGUAAAUUGUAGCCAAGACUUUAGUCAUGCUUCAAACUUCACAUGUACUUAAGCAUAUAACAUAACAUCAUAUGUUAGGGCAAGAAACUUGGAAAGUGUAGUGAGCUAAACUAGCAGUUUUGCUCUACACUAAAUGAAAGUUGUGUGAACCCAACCUGUAGCACUUCUUGACCAAUAAAGGAAAUUUACUAUCAAAAAAUAUUUGAGAAAACAGUAUUGUUACCACCACGCUACUGAGAAUGUGGUUAAAUUAGUAGUGACACUACUGCCCAACAUUGCAUUGGGCAUACAGCUUAUUAAGCUGUAGCUAUGCUAGGCUAACAUUCACUACACCCAAAACUGUAACCACAGUUCAAGCUUAAAACAUUGUAAUUCAAUAUCACACGCAAUAUUGGACAAGCUACUUGGAAAGUGAACUAAACUAGCAGCGGCUAUAUUAAGUGAAACUUCGCAAGAGGUUUGCAAGUAACGCCGCUACUCCCCCACACAGAAUACAGCUUAUAAAGCUCAUUAAGUAGCUAGGCUAGGCUAGGCUAAAGUUAACUGUAGCCAAGACUUAAGUCAUGCCUCAAACUUAACACGCACUUGAAUUAAAACAUGUAACGGAAUAUCAUAUGUUAAGGUAAGGAACUUGGAAAGUGUAGUGAGCUAAGCUAGCAGUUGCUCUACAUUAAAUGAAACUUAGCAAGAGGUGUGCAAGUAACACCACCACUUGUAGCAACGCAACUGCCUGGCACAGAACACAGCUUAUAAAGCUCAUUUAGUAGCCAGGCUAGGCUAGGCUAAGGUUAAUUGUAGCCAAGACUUUAGUCAUGCUUAAAACUUAACACACACUUAAAACAUGUAACGUAACAUCAUAUGUUAAGGUAAGACAACAAACUUGGAAAGUGUAGUGAGCUAAGCUAGCAGUUGCUCUGUGCAAAUUGAAAGCUGUGUGAGCCCUGUAUUGAUCAAUAAAGGAGGUUUAAAAACAGUUUGAGAAAACAGCGCUGUUACCACAACGCUACUCAGAAUGUGGUUAAAUUAGUAGCGAUCCUCCUGCCCAACAUUGAAUAGGUUAUACGCUUAUUAAGCUGUAGCUAAGCUAGGCUAACAUUUACUACUCCUGAGACUUUAGGCACUUGAACUCUACCUUAAACUAAGUUCUAUAAAAUAACGUGAAUGGAUUUUGAGAAUUUUAUGUUGUUUUUCACACCUGAGAAAGUCUUUAGUUUUAUUUUAAAAAUCAUUUUACCUGUAAAACCUUUUUAGGGAUUAGUAUUUCAAAUUUUUAUGUGAAUGAUCUUAAGAAACAUUUUUGACAUUUCUUUUUUUCCACCAAAAAAUGUUCAAAGAUUUCCCAAAAAAUGUUGAAAAUGUGGACAUCAGAAGUUUCACUGUCAAAAUAUAUUUGAAGGAAGAGAAUUCCAAUAGUUCCUUAGAAGUUUCCCUUGAACAAUUUAUUUUAAAAAAAUCCCCCAAAUUUGGCAAGAAAAUUCUUGUAAAUAUUUUCAAAAAAUGAGUAAAAAUCUUCCAAACAAAAUCCUAAAAAUAUCUAAAGUGAUUCUUGGUAGCUUCCUGUAGCUUCAGCGGCCAUUCUGAUGUCCAGUCCUUGGUAAGAUGGCGGUGAUACGAUGACGUAUACUAGAGUAGUUCUGAUAUUUCCAUGUAAGCCUCGCCUCCAGACCCACCCAGACCCAGCCAGAGUUGCACUGAGAAUAAUUCUGAUUAGUCAGCAGGAAGUCAUUCUGAUUGGUCAGCUGCGAUGCCGUGACUGCGUGUCAUUGGUUGGUCAGUAUUUUGCUAACGUGGCAAAGUAUCGUGUGAGAAGCUGUGAAUAUAUUCGAGGUUAGACCUUGAAAAAAAACGUGUUUUUGUUCCAGUUUUCUUUCAGAUCAGACGUGUUCGGAGCUCCUCCCUCAGCUUGUGUUUGUUUAUUUUCUAUUAUUCAUGUUUCAACACAGAAACGAUUCAGCUCAAGGUUCAUUUAGGGUGAAAUAGACGAGUCGAGCAUCUAAUGGGGUGAGCUGCAACACAGGACCAGAACCAGACCAAACCAGGACCAGGACUCCUUCAGAUCCAGGAGCUGAUGUUGCUUUUUAUGUUCCACAUCCAUUUCAUGACUCAGUUUACUCGGUUUUCACUGUUUCUUUGUGUUCUCGAUAAAGUCGACUUGAAAGUUCAUCUGUUGAUAGUUACGUAGUUGCUACGGCUGAACAUUUUACUUUAAUUUAGAACAAAUAUUCAGUGGAGUUUUUUAUUUCUGGUUCAGUUUCUCGUCCCGGUUCUUGUUUUGGUCCUGGUUCUGGUUCGCUAUUAUUUCUCUGUGAUUUGUAAAUAUGUUCGAUGGUUUUAUAUUUUUACUGUAAAUGUCAUCAGAGUAUUUAUUUAGCCUGAAAUUAAUGUUGGUGCUAUUUGAUGUUUAAUUUGUUUGUUUUUUUAAAUUUCAUUUUGAUAAAAGAUGGCGCAGCGAGCCCCUCCCGCAUCCUCCAUCAAAAUACACUCAUGUAAAUUCAUCAAACUAUAAUGUAGAAACUCACCAGAACAAAAUAUCCUCAUGUCGAUCGAUCGUAAACUCAUAAAAGAUCGUUUCAGACAUAGAUGACUUUCUUUCUCACAUGUUUAGAUAUUUUUUAACAAGGUUUUGAAACACUGCCUCACUAUAUGCAGCCCCAAACAAAGAUUAAACUACAACUCCCAUGAUGCUUCAGUAGGAGGAGGAGGAGGGCGGGGCCACGGUGCUGUCCUCAGUUUUUAUUGUAUUUAAAUCUGUCGGUGAUAUUUUAAUCUCUGUAGGAGGAAACUUCUCACUAACACUUGUGAAACAUUUUACUCUGUGAAUGGACGACACUUCAAUAAAUCGCAUCAAACUUUUA